Molecule: messenger RNA, 400 nt
Organism: Lactuca saligna
Lineage: Eukaryota; Viridiplantae; Streptophyta; Magnoliopsida; Asterales; Asteraceae
Source: the annotation of a GenBank genome assembly
AUGGGUUCCUCUAUACUCAAAACACAAACAAUCAUAAUGGUUCUAUCAGUGUUGUUCUUGAUUGUGUGUACAGUGGCUGAAGAGGAGAACAGAAACGGUUUUUGUUAUGACCCGCAACCUCAACCCAAAUCAGAUUGCGAUGCACAAAAAUGUUCUGAUAAAUGCGUAUUUAUGGGCUACAUUAGAGGCCUCUGCAAACUCAUUUAUCCACCUACGCCUUAUGCAGUUUGCGUUUGUGAAAAGCCUUGUACUUCUUCAGAAGUAAAUGAGACCAAUCUUUGAUAUUUGGUAUCAUGACAUGUAUGAUACUGUUUUGUAAUUGAAUAAAUGAUAAACCAUUUUCCUAUUUGUUCACUGUUAUCGGGAACUGCUAAUGUUAGACUCCUUUCAUGAUGUUUAC